CUGCUGACCAGUCCUUGUCAUGAAGAUGGCCUCACUUCAGACGCUCGCACCUCUGCUUGCUCUGCUGAGCCACCUGUGUGUCCUGCAAGGAAGUCCCAUUGACCACCCGAUUCUGACCCGUCCAGUGGGUGCCAAGGCACCCAUCACCGAGUUCUUGUGUAACCUGACUGCCCACACCGGUCCUCUUCCAUCAUCAGUGCACAGCCUCAGACCCGCUGAUGUUUCUGUGGUGGCUGCCAUGGGACUCGUGCUGUCGACUGACCACUCGAGGACCCCGAGGUACCGCGCUCAUCGCUCAGGGCUGCUGGACGCGCUGACAGAAAUCCUGCAGAUGUUCAAUCCUGGGGUCAGCCGGCUGCCUCAGCUCAACGUGGACACCAGUUCUCUCGCUCAGCAAGCCAAGGAGUUGGUCAGCCAGCUGAAAGACCACCAAGGGGCUGAAGGCUUCAAGCAGGACUGGAAGGUUGUGGUCAUCUUUGUCGGACUGGCGGGCAGUGAGGCACAGAUCCCACUGGAGGACGCCAAGGAGCAGGUGGAUGAGGCACUGGGGGUCCUGCGUGACCAGGUGCCCAGAGCCCUGGUGAAGCUGGUCCUGGAACAGAGUGAAUGUCCUGAUGGCACACACGGGGAAUGGCAGAGGUGCAGUGACAACAGCGACUCGGACAGACGGAGCACGGCACAACAGCUCAGCAGGGCUGUCCUCAGCUGGUCAUACCAGACGGACUUGCAGCGCCACCUUCAAGAGUGGAGUGACUUCAGUCAGCGGGAGGACUUUGCUGUGGUCCUGCAGGAUGUCCGUGGUCAGGUGGGGAGGCACCUGCUGACUAACACCAUCCAAUCAGAGCCCAUUCUGGAAGACGGGACCCCCGUGUCCAGCAUCCUGCAGCUUUGGAACGACAUGCUCCAGGAGGCCCGUGACUGGCAUGAAGAUGAAGUUGGUCUUCUCAGGUGUCCAUCACAGGAUCGGCCCUUCCUCAGGACUGGCAGGAACAGCGAGAUGAGCUCAUCCACCACAGUGCCACCUACUGACCAGACUGGUUCAGCAUCUCCUGCGCCUUCAAGGGGGACCACCGCUGCCCCCAUACACCCGGUGCAUGGAAGCCGCCUGUCCUGCGAAGAUCGAAAUCCUUCCAGCGUCGCCCCCCAGUCAGUCCACGCUCUCAGGCCAGCUGAUGUGAAGGUCGUGGCGGCCAUUGGAGACUCCCUCACGGCGGGUAACGGGAUCGGCUCCAAGCCCAGUAACGUGGUGGAUGUGCUGAAGCAGUACAGAGGCCUCUCGUGGAGCAUCGGAGGAGACAAGUCCCUGGAGACGGUCACCACUCUGCCCAGUAAGUCAUUGGCACAGGUAAGAGCUGUGGGCCUUGGUGGCCUUGGUGGCUUUCUAGGCCACUUCAUCAUCUCCCGCCAGAGGGGGCUCACAGACAUCCUGCGGAAGUUCAAUCCUCAGUUGACGGGCUUCUCCACUGGCACUGGGGAUGCCAGUAAACCAGGAGCCGCCUUCAACCAGGCUGUGCCAGGCUCCACGGCAAAAGAUUUGCUCCAGCAGGUCCAGAAACUGGUGACCAUCAUGAAGGAAGACAAGAAAGUGAACUUCACCCAAGACUGGAAGAUCAUCACCGUGUUUGUGGGUGGCAAUGACCUGUGUGACCACUGCCAUGAUACGAUCCCUCAUUCUGCUAAGAAUUUUGCUCGCCAGGUCCAAGCUGCCCUGGACAUUCUGCACAGUGAAGUGCCCCGAGUGUUUGUCAACCUGGUGGAUGUUCUGCAUGUCAUCCCACUAAGGACCUUUCACCAAGACAGCAGCCUCAAGUGUCCCACCAGACUGGUGAAAAUUCUCUGUCCCUGCGUGGUGAAGCCACGAGAAAACUCAACGGAGCUGCAUGGCCUGGCGACGCUCAACAGGGCUUAUCAGGAAGCUCUUCGUGCCCUCGUGAGCUCCGGCCGCUACGACACCAGUGAUGACUUCACCGUGGUGCUGCAGCCCUUCUUCCGAGAUGUGCCAACCCCUCUGACGGAGGAUGGCCGUCCUGAUCGCUCCUUCUUCUCGGCCGACUGCUUCCAUCUCAGCCAGAAAAGCCACUCGCAGAUGGCACGGGCGCUCUGGAACAACAUGCUGCAGCCGGUGGGCCACAAGUCUGAACUGAAGAACCUCUCCGAGUCGGUCCCCCUGUCCUGCCCUUCACAGGAUGAACCUUUCCUCAGAACCUACAAGAACAGCAAUGCCAGCUAUCCUGAACCCGAAGCGACACAGCCCCCCAACAAGGACUGGGGAAGUGACCUCAUCUGCCCUGAUAUGCUGCCAUCAGAGAAUGUCCCCACAUCAGCACACAAGCUGCGGCCUGCAGACGUCAAGGUGGUGGCGGCACUUGGAGACUCCCUCACGGCUGGCUUUGGCAUUCGAGCACAGAACUUGGCGCAGCUGAAUAAGGAGUGGCGGGGGCUCUCCUGGAGCAUCGGCGGGGAUGACGCCUUGGACAAGGUGACCACACUGCCCAACAUCCUGCGGCGUUUCAACUCGAAGCUCGUCGGCUUCUCCUUGGGCACCGGCAAAGAGCAGAGCCACUUGAACAUGGCGGUGUCGGGGGCCAAGGCAGCGGACGUCCCAGCGCAGGCGCGCCAUCUGGUCCAGAGGCUUCAGGAGAGCCCGGUGAAUUUCCAGGAGGACUGGAAGCUGGUGACACUCUUCAUUGGAGGAAAUGACCUGUGCCAGUACUGUCUGGACCGGGAGACUCUGUCCUGGCAGAACUACGUGGGGCACAUUCAGGAGACCCUGGACAUCCUGUACAGCGAGGUGCCGCGGGUCUUUGUCACCUUGGUGGAGAUCUUGGAGAUCGAAGGCCUCCGGCGUAUCAAAGGCAGCGGUCUGGGCUGCACGCUGCUGCAAAGGAGUUCUGCCCAUUACAUCCACCAGGGGUCCAUGGGGGUCUUGGCCAAUGUCCACAUUCAUGUGAAUCUGCUGAAAGACAACGGGAAGGAGCCAAAGCGCCUGAGGGUGCAGGGCCACCGGACCAGAGAUGCACAGGAUGCCCAGGGACAGGACUCGCUGGAGCUGAUGGAGGCCCGCAUGCUGAACCGUUACUAUCAGGUAGAGCUGGAGAAGAUGGUCUACAGCGGGCGCUACGACGGCAGAGAGGACUUCGCCGUGGUCACCCAGCCCUUCUUCCGCAGCUCCUUCAUUCCACUGGCUGACGAUGGCACGCCGGAUGUCAGGUUCUUUUCAUCGGAUUGCUUCCACUUCAGUGAGCGCGGCCACGCCAUGAUGGCCAUCUCCCUGUGGAAUAACAUGGUACUGGUAGGGCAGGGGGUGCGGGAGCUGGAGCCCGUAGGCCAGAAGACGGCAUUCAACAACUUCACCUACGAGCGGCGCAGGCUCAAGUGCCCCAGCCAGGUCAAGCCCUACUUCUUUACAAAGAGAAACAGCUUCCCACUCCCCCCAGUCCAGCCAGCUGCUCCCAGUAACGGGAUUCCCUCUUGGACUGUGGUAGUGGCGCCAUCGGGGGAGUGCUGUCAGCCCACCCCGCGCCGGCUCACCGUUGUCACAUCGGCCGGGGGUCCUCGCAUCACCUCCUGUGUGGCCUUCUCGGAGGGGUCACCCAGAAGAACAACUUCCAGGAACAAUGGAAUGAACUUCACGGCCUCAUUCAAGGAAAGGAAAAAAGAGAGAAACGUACCGGCGGGAAGAGGCGAGCAUCGACCCCUCUGGGCGUUUUGGGACAUCAAGGCGACGGGACGGACCGAGACACACGGGGUCCGCUCCGAGCACCUCGGCCGCUGUCGGCCACUAGAUGGCAGCACGAAGUGGCGCUGCCUGCACGACGUCUUACGGCCGUGA
Polypterus senegalus (gray bichir) is the source of this 3832-nucleotide messenger RNA. It is a transcript of the gene plb1, whose product is annotated as phospholipase B1. Gene Ontology annotation, biological process: phospholipid metabolic process. The transcript has 46 exons. The record is from RefSeq and is a predicted model, not a curated record. Bases 20 to 3832 code for a protein of 1270 amino acids. Gene Ontology annotation, molecular function: glycerophospholipase activity. NCBI's taxonomy places the organism in Eukaryota, Metazoa, Chordata, Cladistia, Polypteriformes, Polypteridae.